AUGGAGGCGGAGGAUUCGGAGGAGGUAGUGGAGGCGGUGGUUUUGGAGGAGGCGGUGGUGGAUAUAGCGGUAGCAGCGGAGGUGGUGGAUUCGGAGGCGGUGGAUUUGGUGGUAGUGGAGGUGGAGGCCAUGGAGGCGGCGGAUUCGGAGGUGGUGGAUUUGGCGGAGGCAGCGGCGGCGGCGGCGGCGGUGGAUACGGCGGAGGCAGUGGAGGCGGAGGCGGUGGCAGUCUAUGAGGCAGGGAGUUCCAUUAUGCAUGAAAAUGUAGUCUUUAUCUGGGAACUACUCACGAACUUAGGGCAGAAGACGUCUAGCAAUGAUUCGGGAAGAGAUAAACUGACAGAGGAGAUGGCAGUGAAGCGUCCGCUGGUGAUGUUGGCGGCGAUGAUGGCCAUGGUCUAUAUGGCAGCAGCGGAUGGCCAUGGCGGUGGAGGAGGUGGAGGCGGUGGUGGAUAUGGUGGUAGCAGCGGAGGUGGUGGAUUCGGAGGCGGUGGAUUUGGAGGUACAGGCCAUGGAGGCGGUGGAUUUGGCGGAGGUAGCGGCGGCGGCGGUGGUGGAUAUGGCGGAGGCAGUGGAGGCGGAGGCGGUGGCAGUGUAGUUUCUGGAAUUCUUGUUGGCAGUGGAACUCUCUCGGGAGGAGGAGGCGGUGGAUUUGGAGGUAGUGGAGGUGGGGGCCAUGGAGGCAGCGGAGGCGGCGGCGGUGGAUAUGGCGGAGGCAGUGGAGGCGGAGGCGGCGGCAGUGUAGUUUCUGGAAUUCUUGUUGGCAGUGGAACUCUCUCGGGUGGAGGCGGCGGUGGCGGCGGCGGCGGCUACGGAGGUGGAAGCGGAGGCGGUUUUGGUGGAGGAAGCGGAGGCGGAUUUGGAGGGGGAAGUGGAGAGAAAGCGGGUUGA
Messenger RNA from Penaeus indicus, 891 nucleotides. Its product is annotated as acanthoscurrin-1-like. The record is from RefSeq and is a predicted model, not a curated record. Bases 1 to 891 code for a protein of 296 amino acids. The transcript is spliced from 8 exons. NCBI's taxonomy places the organism in Eukaryota, Metazoa, Arthropoda, Malacostraca, Decapoda, Penaeidae.